AUGGGUAGAACAUUUGGAGCACGCCAUAUGUCAAUUGAAACUCGAAAGUCCAUUCUUCGAGGAGUCGAUCAAGGAAUGAGGCAAGUCGAAUUAGCAAAACUCUUUAAUGCCUCCAGAGUGACCAUCUCUGCUUUACUGAAGAGGGUAUCAACAUGUGGAGUAAUUGGAGCAACGCCGAAUCCAGGACGAAGCUCGCUGCCUCCGAUACUCAAGGUGAUAGAUGAAUUGGCCAUCGCAAAUCAACAGAUCCCAUCAGUUAGAACUGUUCGAAGACGCCUACAAGAUGUCGGACUCAAUGGAAGGCGUCUUGCAAAAAAAAAACCACUCAUUUCAAAAAAGAAUCGUGUUGCUCGUGUCAAAUGGGCUAAGGAACAUAUUGGUUGGACUCGCCAGCAGUGGAACAAAGUUCUAUUUUCUGAUGAAUCCAAGUUUAACUUGAUGGGAAGUGAUGGUAUUAAUAGUCGUGGAGUCGGACCUCUUCGCCAAAUUCAUGGAAAUUUGGACAGAUACGGCCAUGAGGAGAUCUUAGAAACAACAAUGCGUCCAUUUGCUCUUCAAAUCAUAGGCAGAGGUUUCAUCUUUCAGCAAUAUAAUGACACGAAGCACACAUCUUCGCAUAUUCGUGACUGA
Necator americanus (New World hookworm) is the source of this 630-nucleotide messenger RNA. RefSeq lists its product as uncharacterized. Gene Ontology annotation, biological process: DNA transposition; DNA integration. The record is from RefSeq and is a predicted model, not a curated record. Gene Ontology annotation, molecular function: DNA binding. The coding region runs from base 1 to 630 and encodes 209 amino acids. Lineage: Eukaryota; Metazoa; Nematoda; Chromadorea; Rhabditida; Ancylostomatidae. The transcript has 3 exons.